Acanthosepion pharaonis is the source of this 639-nucleotide messenger RNA. Lineage: Eukaryota; Metazoa; Mollusca; Cephalopoda; Sepiida; Sepiidae. The record is from the annotation of a GenBank genome assembly.
AUGUUUUGGCGCGAACACCAUCUCUGCGACCGCGGAAAACACUUGGAGUUUUUCUUUUUUAACGGUAAAACAGACCCUCACCCAAGCAAAUACACGAAUGUUUUUCUUUCCCCACGUAGGAAUACGCAACUAUUUCGACCACCGGGCAGGUCACAUUUUAUUUUACAUUCUCUCUUCCCAUCGUUGGUAUUUCCCGAUUCUGCAUUUUGCUUAUUCUCUCAUACAUUGACUAGAUAUUACUUUCUUUCUUUCUUUUACCUUCUCCCAUGCAUUAACUUGAUCUUUCUUUCUUUCUUUCUUUCUUUCUUUCUUUCUUUCUUUCUUUCUUUUACUAUCUCUCACGCAUUAACUUUAUCUAUUUUCUUUUUGUCUUUCUUUUAUUUUCUCUCACGAUUUAACUUGACCUUUCUUUCUGUCUAUUACCUUCUCCCAUGCAUUAAGUGGAUAUUUCUUUCUUUCUUUUACCUUCUCCCAUGCAUUAAGUGGAUCUUUCUUUCUUUUAACCUCUGUCAUGCAUUAACUUGCUCUUUUCUUUCCAUUAACUUGAUUUUUCUUCUUUCUUUCUUUCUUUCUUUCUUUCUUUCUUUCUUUCUUUCUUUCUUUCUUUCUUUCUUUCUUUUACUCCCUCUCACACAUUAA